AGUUGUCCGGUCGGAAACAGAGGGAUGUGGCUGCUGGCGGUGUUGGUGCCUCUUCUCAGGCUGUAUUUCUGCGGAAUUAAAGUUCUUAUCUAUCAGACGUUCAACAGAUCUUUUACGCUGCCAGUCUUACCCAAGCAAAAUGGAAGGGUUGCCAUUGUGACUGGGGGUACCAGAGGAAUGGGUUUUGAGACAGCGAGACACCUGGCAAGCCUGGGCAUGCAUGUUAUCAUAGCUGGGAACGAGAAAGAAGAGGGCGCAGCAGCCGUCAGGAGGAUUCAUGAAGAAGGCAGCGAGGGGAAAGCUGAGUUCAUCUUCCUGGACCUGACCUCACUGAAAUCAGUGAAACGGUUUGUUCAGACGUUCAGAGACAGAGGUCUCCCCCUCCAUGUUCUGUUUAAUAAUGCUGGAACCAUGCUGGUUCCUGAAGCACAGACGGUGGAUGGCUUUGAGUUCCACUUUGGGCUCAACUACCUCGGCCACUUCCUGCUGACCAACCUGCUGCUGGACGUCCUGAAGAGGUCAGGAAGACAGGGCCGCUGCUCCCGAAUCGUCAACAUGUCCUCUGCUACGCACUACGCAGGAGUCGUGAACAUGGAUGACUUAAACAGGAGGAUCUGCUACAGCUCCCAUGGUGCCUACUCCCAAAGCAAACUGGCUCUGGUCCUCUUCACCUACUACCUGCAGGAGCAGCUGACUGCCGGCGGCUUCCCGGUGACCGUCAACGCCGUGGACCCCGGCAUGGUGGACACGGCGCUGUACGACAACCUGUGGAGCCUCGCACAGGCCCUGAAGAAACCAGUUGCCAAGAUACUGUUCAGGAGUCCAGCAGAGGGAGCAUCCACAGCCAUCUACGCCGCAGCUGCCUCUGAGAUGGAAGGUUUCGGAGGCUCUUACCUGUACAACGGCCAGAAAAGGCAGUCCUCCGACAUUUCCUACGACUCUGAGCUACAGGCUAAGCUGUGGAAGAAGAGCUGUGAGUUAGUAGGCCUUCAGGAGGACUGACGGACCCCACUGGGACCCUCGCACAAGGAGCGCCAUCUGGAGCUCAAUAAUCAUAUCGAACCACUGCCUGACUUUAUAUUGUUCCAACAUGUACAUUAAGAAUUAAUAUCUCUGUGCUAACCGCUAAUGCUGUAGUCCUGUAAACGUAACCAAACUAAAAUGACUAAACUUGCCUUUUAGUAAUGCAGUAAUGGCCUGCAGGUACAUAAAUUAAGAAAUAAUAAUAAUCAAAUUAAUAUAACUGAUGAAACAUACUUUUUAUUAAAUUGCACAGCCAUGUUUUUGUUAGCCCGGUUCCAUACCUUUCUAUUACUGCGAUGGUUAGAGAAAUAAUCCACCGACAAUGGAAAAUAGCCACAAAAAUGGCGACAGUUGGGGAUGAGCUGGACACAGGUGCGCUUCUUACACAGUCGACUCACAGAAAUAACAACUCGUAAAUCAACAUAUUUAUGUUAACAACUUGAAAAAGGUUAACAGUGAAAGUAAAUUAAGUUUCUGUGUGUCGACUAGGCGGGACAGAUGUGUCGCUCACCGUUCACUGGUUUGGGAAAAACAAAAUAAACCCAAACAGAAAUGACCUAAUAUGACUGAAAAAUGAGGUGAAAUGAAGUAACAGUUCCGUCUGAUUAUCCGAUUGCUCUCUAAUUACUAAGAUGUCCAAGAUAUACAGGAGAAGAUUCAAAAUCGUGUCAGUAUUAUGUAAAAGGCUGCGCAUUGUGUCUGAUUAGACCUCUGUCCAGGGUAAAGCUAAUUAAUGCUGUGCUGGUAAUUAAAGCUUACGCCCUUUAGGACCUUAUUUCAGCAAAAAUAUGUACGGUAAUCAACGGUAAGAGACAACUUUAUCCCAUUUAAAUUGUGCCCUGAAUUACCCUGAAUAUUAUGAUGUUUGUCAAUUUAUAAGAUAAAAGCUGUAGUUGGUUGUAAGUAAGUAAAGUAACAUUUAGUUUUGUGAAAACUGCUUGGUUGCUACUAGCUAGGUAACUUAGCUGUGUUCCACGCACAGUUUAAUCUGAUGUAUUUAAUCCAACGACUCCUGAUCCUCUUAUCACAUGUACACAUGGAGGUUAUUUUACCUUAGCUUCGGUAAUAUUAGCUUUAGUUAAUAGGGGCGUUUUAAGAUGACCGCAGCUGACUUUCGCUGACUUGAUAGUCAGACGUGAGUGCAGGGGUUAAGCAGUGUUCAGUCAGACACAUUAUACUUCCCAUAGAGCGCAUGAGCUUACUGUGAGCUUAAAACAGUUAGAACAAUGACUGAUCCUGCUGCAAUUGCCUUUGCAAAUGCCGCUAGAUCAGGCAAAAUGGUGGUUCCAACUGGGUUCAGCCGGAGAAUAGCAACUGCGUCGGCCUGACUCUUGCUCCUGUGAGGUUUAAUUUCAUGUGACAUGGUGACGUUUUGCAGCGACAUUUCUAACCAGCAUGCCAAAGUUAAGUCCAGCAUGCAUCACGUUAAGUCAACGCUGCAAAGUUUUACGACAAACUGCAACUUUCUUGACUUGCAAAAUUAUCUUUUAAAUUGACAUUUCAGGGCACAAUUCAAAUAAACAUUAGUUGUCUCUCUCCAUUGACCACCGUAUAUACUUUUUCUGAAAUAAGGUCCACUGGAAGGGGAGUGACUAGUGCUCCAACUCUAUCCGAUACGCUAUGCUCUCCAUUAGCUAUACGAUUAGCUCUGUUAGCUUAGUCACCAGAAUGGUAUAGCUAAUAAACUGUAUAAUAUUUAACGUCCAGUACUUUUGUGGCAUUAGCUACAAGUUUUACACCGUGUCUGUCAGUGGAAAGUACCAUCAGCAUACCACUCACUGCGUAAGUGCCGUUUCCCUCUUGCUUUGCUACUAGUUCUUAUUUUCUGAUAUUCAGAGGCACUAACACUCACCACAGUGGAUGACGUCGGUGUCGCAUCACUUAGCAGAUGAGACUGAUGGGACAGAUUCUGUUUCUACAACUGACUCCUGUUUUUCUUUGUACAGAGUUCUCCAAAUGCACUUGUUGUGUUAAUUGUCACUAAACCAGACUUUAAUAUGGGUGUUACACCACGCUGCGUUAAAUAAUCAAAACAACCUGAGCACUUGAACAACCUAAAUGCCUUAGCGGUGCCUAUUUAGGCCUAUAAAUAAUUCUGUAUCGAUUUCUUAUAUCAUGUGGUCCUGAUGGCAUCAUCGGUCCGUGACCUUCAGCUCUCACUGGGUCGGUUCUCAGCAGAGUGCGAAGCGGUUGGGAUGAGGAUUAGCACCUCUAAAUCUGUGGCCAUGCUUCUCAGCAGGAAAGUGAAGGAGUUAAAGUACCUCGGGGUCUUGUUCACGAGUGAGGGGAGAUUGGAGCAGGAGAUUGGCCGGAGAAUCGGAAGCAGCGGGGACGGUAUUUUACUCGCUUUACCGCACCGUUGUGACGAAAAGAGAGCUGAGCCGAUCUCGAUCUACCGGUCAUUUUUUGCUCCUACCUUCACCUAUGGUCAGGAAGGCUGGGUCAUGACCGAAAGAACGAGAUCGUGGGUACAAGCAGCCGAAAUGGGUUUCCUCAGGCGGGUUAAUGUAAGACACUGUGUAAUAUCCUCUGGGCUAUUUUUGUUAAAUGUACUGUAUACAUUUCAGAUGGUGACUUUAUGAUUUUAUAAUGCGCACAAAUAGUUUACUAUGAUUUUUCCAGUGUAUUAAUUUAACUCCUGUAAAUUAGUCUGUUUACAGUAAUUAUACAGAUUGAGAAAGACGAACCACUUUGCAAGAAUGUGUUGAUUGCUAAUAAAAAAAUUGCCUUUUAGAGUCUGAACCACCUGGUAUUUUAUUAACUGUACAAAUAUAAUAAAUGUAUAAAACAAUG
Micropterus salmoides (largemouth bass) is the source of this 3816-nucleotide messenger RNA. RefSeq names its product dehydrogenase/reductase (SDR family) X-linked (gene dhrsx). Lineage: Eukaryota; Metazoa; Chordata; Actinopteri; Centrarchiformes; Centrarchidae. The record is from RefSeq and is a predicted model, not a curated record.